AUGAGUCUUCCUAUUUUAAACCAAUACCACAAAAAGCCCUACCAGGCAAUUGACCCUGCUCUCCCUGCCCUCCAGCAAACAGGUAGGACAGUCAUUGUCACUGGAGGCAAUAGUGGCAUUGGGUAUGCUAUCGCUCGCAGUUUUGUCAAGGCGAAGGCUGCCCGCGUCAUUAUCCUUGGACGUCGCAAAGAUGUAGUCGCAUCUGCAGCUGCUAAACUCCAAGAAGAGGGCCGUCAGUUUGGCAGUGGCACGGAUGUGCAAGGCCGUACUUGUGAUAUUUCUGACUUAAAAUCUACCGAGCACCUCUGGAAAGCACUUGAAUCAGAGGGCAUUUUUGCUGAUGUUUUGGUCUUGAGUGCUGCAAGCUAUGGCGCUACCGAGACAAUUCUUGCUGGAGGUCUGUCCAAAGUCUGGGGUGACUUUGAGUCCAAUGUUCGAAGUACUCUCGAUAUGACAGAGCGAUUUUACAAACAAAAGACCACAGCUCCAAGCCAAACCAAGGUAAGAUAUCUUCAUCCUCAUUCCAAGCUCUCCUAUGCUCACAAGAGGCAGUUUCUGGUCAAUAUCUCAACCUGUGCGGCUUACAUGUGGUCAACAAUGGGCCCUGAUCGCCCAACAUACGGGCUGACCAAAAGUGCCAGCACUCUCCUCCUGCAGCAGAUCGCACAGGAUACUAAGUCCACGGACAUGCAAAUUGUCAGUUUCCACCCAGGUGGUGUUUUGACGGACUCUGCCAAGAGGGUUGGUGGCGAUAACCUGAAGGGUCUUGUUUUCGACGAUGAAAAUCUCCCAGGUCAUUUCUCCGUCUGGGCAGCAUCGCCUGAAGCCAGCUUCCUUCAUGGCCGCUUCGUCUGGGCUAAUUGGGAUGUUGAUGAGUUGAUGACUGGUCCUGUGCGUGAACAGAUCGAUAGUGAUGAGCACUUUCUCAAGGUUGGUGUGGAGGGAUUAUCCGAGAAGAUGGGCGGCAUGGUUAUGACUUAA
This is a messenger RNA of Fusarium subglutinans, 981 nucleotides long. RefSeq names its product peroxisomal short-chain alcohol dehydrogenase. Gene Ontology annotation, cellular component: cytosol. The coding region runs from base 1 to 981 and encodes 326 amino acids. Gene Ontology annotation, molecular function: oxidoreductase activity. The transcript is spliced from 2 exons. The record is from RefSeq and is a predicted model, not a curated record. Lineage: Eukaryota; Fungi; Ascomycota; Sordariomycetes; Hypocreales; Nectriaceae.